UCAAAUCCUAACGAACUCUGAUCGAGCUGUUUUCGAGCGCUGUUGACGUAGGCUACGAAAUAAUCGUUCGUCGCUCGCCUCCUACCAAACGAGUUUUGUCUUGUUUUGCAGACAUAGCGCGAGGACAAUGCUGAAGCUCUGCAUAGCCUGCAGCUCAAAGGUCGCUGCCUCCAGUCGUACCUGCUCUUGCGGUCACGUGUUCUCACCGGAGACCCGCAGGAUUGGUGGGAAACGAUUUUCAGGUUACCGUUUGGGGACAACAAGAAGACAGUCGUUCAGUACUCGUAGGGAAAGACAACCAAAUGGCGGCGUGGUUAGCGAUCCUCUUUCGAGGAAGCGCCUCUGUCACUUUCUACAGGUGCGCAAACCUUCUCUGUAUCAGAACCUCAAAAGUCCCAAAGCUGUGCAGGAAAAAUCAAAGAACCCACCAGAGAAACCCACCACAAAACGCAAGGGACAUCCGGCACUAUUCAAAGAAAAUCAGACCAAGGCAAAAGUAAAAAAGAUCGAUCAUAUCGUGCGAGUGUUGUCUUCUCCUGAAAGACGUUUGAAGCUUUCGCUAGCAUUAGCUGAGAUCAACAGAAGAUUGACAAGCCAAAUGCUCAUCUGGAAAAUGUUACCAUGUGAAACAGGAUAAACUUACAUAUCAAAGUUGAGUAGUCUCCUAGGCGUUCAGUCCGAAGGUCCUCGUCACGCAACGGGUCCUAGAGGAGUCGCGCAAUUGCGUGACCACUGGAAACGUUGCGUGACGAACUAAGAUAGAUAACCAACUCGCUACACCUGAGACAUUCAAGGAGCAGCGAGUACAUAAGUUUGUAUAUUAUGUACAAAAUGUUUCCGACAGCCUUUUAUGAUAGUUAACAGAGAGCAUCUAUCGCAGAAAUCUCAGUCAAAGGCAUCCAACGUAAUCAUACAAUUCGAUUCGACCAUGGAGGAAAU
Molecule: messenger RNA, 939 nt
Organism: Pocillopora damicornis (cauliflower coral)
Lineage: Eukaryota; Metazoa; Cnidaria; Anthozoa; Scleractinia; Pocilloporidae
Source: RefSeq, a predicted model, not a curated record